GCAGUGCGCAUGCUCAGUGCUCACCGCGCUGUGCCGUGUGACAGUGUGCAGUCAGACCGCGGGUGUCGGAGGGACCGCGGGAGCUCGGUGGGAUGUCUGCGCGGCUCUCCCUGUCUCUGAGCCGCCUGGAAGCGGAGAUCGAUCGCUGCCGGGCCGAGUGCCAAUGGGACAGGAUCCCGACUCUGGUGGAUCAACUUGCAGCCGCUCGCUUCCAUGAGGAAGAUGACUACGGGUUGCUGCUCCAGGCUGAGGCUCUGCUGGAAGAUUGCCUGCUUGAGAACGUGGCUCUUCUUCGGAACUCCACCCCUCUGUCCGAACACACUCAACCCAAAUUAGCCCAAGCCAAAGGGCAUUUGAACAGCCUACUAAGCAGAGGACGCCUGGAGCCACACUACCUGAAUGAAGCUUUACUCCUACUGGCCAAGGUGCACUAUACACAGGGUCACUAUCGAGAUGCCCAAGGCAUGUGCGCCCGAGCUGGCAUUGAGGAAUUCACCCAGGAUGAGCAGCCCCUUUACCGUCUGCGCCUGCUGGCCGAGGCUUUUGUUAUCAAAGGUCUGUCUCUGGACCAUCAAACAGUGUCUGCAGCCUCGCGUGUUCGUCUCUCUGAGAGAGAAGAAGAAUGCUUGUCCUGUUAUCUCCGGGCCUGUGAUACUGCUCUGCUCUUCCUACAAGAGUUAGACAAGGCUGUUUGCACAAUGAGUAACAAGACAGCCAAAAGCAGCGUAUCAGCUAGUCCAGUAGAGGUGGACCCAGGUUACUUCCUGCAGGCUGCUCUCCAGAGUGCAUAUCUCUGCCUGCUACACAAAGGUCAUUUGGUUCAGGGGACUAAUCAGUUGCGUCAGGUCUUGAGGGUGGUGGAGAGCCGCGGGUCUCAGAAUGUUCGAAAGACGGUAGCAAGGAGGCUUGCAGAGGUGUUGUUGAGUUCAGUUAGUGAGGAAAGCUACUGGGGGCCACUGUCACCUUCACCCCCCACCUGGCUGCACAAGGAUGGAGCCACACACCCGAAAGAUGCCAUCUACCCUUCUUCUAGACCACCACAGUACUACAGCACAGAGGGAGCGUUCUGUCCACAGGACGUGGUGGAAGAGGCUGUGCUCCUGCUGCUCAUCACCGAGUCAAUGGCCAGCGGUGAGGCAGUGAUCAGCCGCACGCCAGAGCACAAGGAGGCACGUGAGGCCAGCAUCCAGGAUGCUUCCUCUGUGUAUGACCUGCUCAGCAUCGGCAUGGCCAGGAGAGGGCAAUUUGCCAUGCUGUCUGAGUGUUUGGAGCGGGCUAUGAAGUUCUCCUUUAGUGAGUUUCAUCUCUGGUACCAGCUGGGCUUGUCUCUCAUGGCUAGUGGGAAGAAUGAAGGUGCGGUGUCUGUGCUUAAAGAAUGCGCCAGGAUGAAACCUCAGGACCCCACACCACCACUGCUGGCAGCCAAAGUGUGCAUUAACCAGCUGCACUGGCUAGAUGAAGCUGAGGCUCUUGCAAAAGGUGUGGUUGCUUUGGGUGAAGGAGCUGAGGAGUCUCUUGCCAGAGCACACCUGACCAUAGGACUGUGUUAUAGUCUGCAAGCUUCAGAUGUGAUGCUGAAAGGUGAACGAGAUGAGUUCAACAAAAGAGCUCUACAUGCACUUCAGACUGCUCAUGCAAUAGACCCCCAGGACCCUCAGAUUGCCCUCUACCUCGCUCUUCAGCUGGCCUUAGUGCGACAGGUGUCGGCAGCAAUGGAGCCUCUGCAGUUGGCACUGAAUCUACGCAAUGAUGACCUGCACUCCUUACAUCUACUGGUGCUUCUUCUUAGUGCUCAGAAACACUACCAGCAUGCCCUCGACACACUCAACCUCACCCUCAGCCAGUACCACGACAACUUCAACCUGUUGUUUACUAAAGUGAAAUUAGAGGAGGCUUUAUUUGGUCCAGCUGUAGCUCUGCAGACAUGCAAGGAAAUGCUACACUUGUGGCAGAAUCGCUACGAUUUUGCCCGGCUAAGUGAGACUGAUGACAGCAGCAGUAUUCCUCCUCCUGAGCCAGGCCCAUUAAGCAGAAAGCCCAGCGGCCUACAUCUCACACUACCAGAUUUUCAGGAGACAGAAACCGGCUCUCAGAGUGCUCCAUCCCUGGCUGUGUCUCGGCUGGAGCAGGCCAUGUCGGAAGUGUCUGCAAUCAGCUCUACCCAGAGACAUGGCCCCGCCCACAUUUGGACCAUUCUGGAGCGCAUCUGGCUGCAGGCAGGGGAGCUGUUCAUGGCUGAUGGACGGCUGAAGGAGGCUCAGUUCUGUGUGCAGGAGGCAGGAUCAUUGUUCCCCACCUCACACUCGGUGCUGUUGCUGAGGGGCCGACUCGCUGAACGCAGAGGCAAUGAUACUGAGGCCAAGAGCCUGUAUGAUGAAGCCCUGGCUAUCAACCCCACAGGACACCACAUACUAAUCCAUCUAGGGAAGUUGUUGGUGCGUAUGGGCCGGGUGGGUUUAGGAGAGAAGGUGUUACGGGAAGCCGUGCAGACCCACAGUCUGGCCCAUGAAGCAUGGAGUGGCCUAGGGGAGGCGCUGCAGAGCCACGGCAGCGCUCAGGCCCCAGACUGCUUCCUCACGGCCCUGGAGCUGGAGUCCAGCUGUCCCAUCAGGCCUUUCACCAUCAUCCCCCGAGAGCUGUGAGAGCAGAUCCCCAGCAAGUCUCUCACACAUACACUAUUUCAUGUAAUAGUUUCAGUCUCUGGUUUUGUAAUAAGAAAACACUUGUUUAAACGUACCGAUUGUAGGUGCUGUAAACAGGUUAAGGGUUUAGUAUCUUAGCUAUGUUAAUCAGAAAUUAUACAAGAAUUUGUAAUCACACUUCAAACAAAUGCACGUUGUACAACAAGCGCUCUUUCCUCAUGUCCACACACAUUUCAAAUUCCAAAAUGGAAAUAAUCCAGCAGACAUACAGCUUGCCAUACCAAAGAAGACGUGAUGCACUGUAUAACAGUACUGUAUCACACACACACACAGCCUGCUAAAUCAUAUAUAUCGAACAUGCAUAUGACAAUCACUAGGUCACUUUAUUGUUUGUAUUUUAGACGUGGAUGUUAAUCCUUUCUAUAAAGAGUGAUUCUAAGA
Molecule: messenger RNA, 3083 nt
Organism: Ictalurus punctatus (channel catfish)
Lineage: Eukaryota; Metazoa; Chordata; Actinopteri; Siluriformes; Ictaluridae
Gene: ttc7a
Product: tetratricopeptide repeat domain 7A
Exons: 20
Coding region: 93-2642 (849 amino acids)
Biological process (GO): protein localization to plasma membrane; phosphatidylinositol phosphate biosynthetic process
Cellular component (GO): plasma membrane
Molecular function (GO): protein binding
Source: RefSeq, a predicted model, not a curated record